Messenger RNA from Paramecium primaurelia, 3090 nucleotides. Lineage: Eukaryota; Ciliophora; Oligohymenophorea; Peniculida; Parameciidae. The record is from the annotation of a GenBank genome assembly.
AUGGCAAUAGUUGUGCCUAUUUCAAUUAUAUUGCUUUUGAGUCUUAUCAUGAAUAGUGUGUUUAUACUAAUUCAAUUACCAAAUUCACUUGAUUAAGGAUAAUCUUUAACUAGAUCAAUAUUCAAUGAGACAGUAUCAAUUGAAUAUAGCUAUAAUAAAAUAAUGUCAAAAUUAAUGAUCCCUGCCAUUAAGGAUCUAUUUGUUGCACAAUAAUUACUUUCAUAAAACUUUCACAUUAUAUUAAAUGAACCUUUCCAAUUCUAUCAAAUCAAUUCAACUCUUAAUGAUCCUGAUAUUGUAGAGCUUGUAGAUUACUUAAAGUAAUUUAAAUCCUUAAUAAAAAAUAACAUAUCUGUUCUAUGUGAAAAUGGACUUCUAGCUGUAUAUGGAAAUUAAAACAUUUCUGACUAUUAAACUUUUUGGUAAUUUUAAGUUAAAAAUUGUGUAUCUAAACAUAAUUGCAUUGUAUUGGAUGCAUAUUCAUAAAAAUGGAUAAAGCCUGAAUUCUUACCAAAUGGAAUGAAAUUUACAUUGCUUGUAACAAUUAUGGGAAAAUACAAAUGCAGUAUAAGUGAGAUUUAAAGUUUAGAAAUGUUUGUUUCUUUGGCGAAAUCAUGGGAUCCUAAAAAUAUUUAUAGAGGAUUGUUGCUCAAUUAAGUAAUUAUAUAUUAUUAUAUCAAUUUUUAGUAUCUUUAUUAAGUAAAUUCUGAUGAUGCUCUAGAAAUUGGAAAUUUAUCUGUAUUAAGUAGAACAUAUAUUAAUCAAACAGAGAAUUGGAUUUAGAAUUUAUAUGAAUCUUUAAAUGAUUGUAGUUUUCAAUUUAAAACUUUUGAGUAUGUUGGGAUAGACUAAGAGAUAUAUAUAUGCAGAAGCACUUUAUUUUUUGUAUCAAAUCCCAUAGUUCAUAAUUGUGGAAUAGUAGACAUCAAUGAAAAGAAGAAUUUCUCAAUUUUAUUUAUUGAAACAUUUACCUUGAAGUUUAGAAAUGAGGAAGCUGGAUCAUUAGAAGAAUCAGAUAAAAUCAAUUAAUAUAUUACUAUUCUAUUCAUUUCUUCUUUAAUAAUAUUUCUAUAUACAUGGAGAUAGGGUGUUAAAGCUAGUCUCUCAUUUGUAGUUCCCUUACGUUUAAUGGCUUCUAAGAUAUUAGAAUAAUCUGUUAUUGAUUUGAGUAAAUAAAAUUUUACUGUAAAUUAUUAUGAUGAAUAUCGUAAUUCAACUGAAAUUAGAUAAUUUAUAGAUGUUGUUAUUGAUUACACUAAUAGUGUGAAAUAUUAAAGCAAUUAAUUUGAAUUAAAUGCAGAAGGAUUAAUGUUAAUGAGCAAUUCAAAAAAAUUCUUUAAAAAAAAAAACAAUCUUUCAGCAGUAGGAUUAUGUUCAAAUAAUAUAGCUAGAAUACAUGCAAUAAAUAAAAGAUUUCUUGAAGCUCUUAAUGAAUAAGAGGAAUCUAUUCAAAUUGCAGAAUAAGAAUUAUAAAGUCUUUUAUAAUUAAAUGAAUUACAUUAAAAAAUGAGUACAAGUAGAAAUUGGUUUAAAGUUUAUGAAUCAUUUAAAAGUCGUUUAUUAUCAAAAUUUGUUGGAGAUGACAGAAUCUUUGAAAGACUCUAAUCUCAAAAUUAUUAACCACAACUUUCAAAAAUGAUUUCUAUGGAAUUCAAACAACGUAGUAAUACAAUGUAAUAAAAUGUCAAAAGAAAUUCUUAUGCAAGUUCUAAUACUGAAAGAAAUAGAAUAAAUAAUCAAUUAUAAAAUUUGAACAUCACUUCUAUUGCUUUAUUAUAAUAAAUUGAUAAAUCUAAUUAAUCUGUCAUUAAAGAAGAUAGUGUAAUUGAAGAAGAUUGUAAAAAUAUUGUUAAACUAAAAUUAUUAAAUAGAUAAUAUUAAUUAUUAAGAAUAUUGAGUUAGUUUAGUAAUGAGAAUGAUUAAUUAUUUUUGAAUGAAAUUCUUCAAUUGCUAUUAUAAAUGAAAGCAGAAGCAGAACAAUAAAAACCUACUUCUGCCUUCUUAAACAAUUUAUAAUUCAAUCUAUCUUGUCAAUUAGUUUACUUUUAUACAAAAUCUAAUUAAAUUUCUAAAGCCAAAAGUUUACUUAAACAUCUUCCAAAUUUUCACACUUAAUAAAUCAAUUAAAUGACUAACAGUAUUAACAUCUUUACUGAAGUACCUAUAAUUUUAGUUUAAUCAAAAAUAACAUUAUUAAAAGCUAUAAUUGAUAUUAAAAUGAAUAAGAUUGUUUAAAGUUGUUCAAAAUUAUUAUCAAUUUUGUCAAUGUCAAUGUAUGAUCCUUAUCAAUAUAAUUAUGCAUUUAAAUUACUAUAAUAAAUAUUCUAUUCAUAUAGAUUAAACAUCAAUUUAUUGGAAUAGUUUCACAUCACUCAUUAACACAUUUAAGCUAUUAUAUUAAUUGAUUACACCAAUUAAAUGACAGUUGAAUAGAUUAAAUUGUCACAUUCUAUUACAAAAUAUAUACUGUCUCUAUUUACUACAUAAGAUUAAGUAGGACUUUAUGCUAUAAAUUCAACUUUUCAUUAAAUCUUUCCUUUAUAAUAAUAUUAAUCUUAUUUAUAAAAUAGUUGUAAUCGAUUAUUACUACCUCCUGGAGGAGAAUCUAAUCUAUUAUAUCUAUUAUAAUUAGCUGCAGGUUCAUUUUUCAUUAAAAAUAAAUCAAAAAUAAAGGAUGAAAAUACUUAAUUAAAUAAUUCAAAUUAAUCAAUUCAAAAUGAAAGAUCAAUUUAACAUAGUUUGAGUAAUGCUGGAGAUGUUCUUGAUAAAUAUUUAUAGACAGAUUAUCAUGAUAAGAUUGAAGAUGAAGAGGAAGUCAAAUCUUAAUUAAGGAUCAUUAUAUUAUUUGCUGAAAUGGUUAAAGAUUAUACAUAAUAAAAUAUAGAAAUAUUAAAAUAAAUUAUGAACAAAAGAAAAAUACAUAUUAUUAUUGUUUAAAUUGCUAAUUAAAAUUUAAAUAGGAUAUAUUUAGAAGCUUUAGCUGAUUUGACUCCUUAAUCUUGUAUUCUCAAAUAAAAUUAAAUAGUCAAAUACUUUUAAUAACUUAGACCAUCUCCAUAUAUUAAGAAAGAAUACAUAGAAUUUUUUUGA